Pseudozyma hubeiensis SY62 is the source of this 3897-nucleotide messenger RNA. RefSeq names its product replication fork protection complex subunit. Gene Ontology annotation, biological process: replication fork arrest; DNA repair; DNA replication checkpoint signaling. Gene Ontology annotation, cellular component: replication fork protection complex. Lineage: Eukaryota; Fungi; Basidiomycota; Ustilaginomycetes; Ustilaginales; Ustilaginaceae. The record is from RefSeq and is a predicted model, not a curated record. The coding region runs from base 1 to 3897 and encodes 1298 amino acids. Gene Ontology annotation, molecular function: DNA binding. The transcript has a single exon.
AUGGCGAGCGAGAACGACUACUAUUCGGACGAUCUGGAGGGCGACGAAGGCUUUCUCACGGACGUCAGCGAGGACGAGUACGGCAAUGAUCGUGGCGAGACGGGGCACGACGAAGAGGAUGCUCCGGACAAAGAGGAGAUCCGAGAUGCCGCGAGGGAUCUCUGCAUGCAAAUCGGCCAGUACGACUAUGGAGAUGACGCCGACGAGCAGGACGACGGAGACAAAGUAUACACACGGUGGAGGCAUGGUCCACGCGCACUUGGCGCUCUGCGAUCGCUUCGCAAGCUCUGGAAAUUGGACGACGACGAUCCGACCAGGAAGGUGGCGCGUGCCUUUGCCGACAACGAGGUGCUUGAGAACUUCAUCGUACCUGCUCUGCUCGAGAGCGCCGGUCAGGGAAAGGAGGGCGAUGCCAUCGCAUUGGCGUGCACCGAUCUGCUGACCGCGAUGACAUGGCCUUUCGACGGCGUCGCUGAGCUGCGCGAGCAGGAGAAGCAAGGCUACGACUCGGACGAGCUGCGCGAAAUAACCCACCUGGACAAGCACCUGAUCAACUACAAAUCCGUCAUUCUGCGCAGUCAAUCGCUCGACAAGCAGCACGAUGUGCUCGGAGUGGUCAUGCGCUAUCUCUUGCUUCCCAAUCUCGCAACAAAGCAACACCAGAGAUCGAGUCUGGUCACUGGCAUCAUCGGCAUGUGUCUGCAUUUGUUCCGCAACCUGCUUGCCAUCCGCGACCCAGUCACGACAAGUCUCAGCAGCGUUGCCCAAUUGUCGAACGCACACCUGCAGAGCAAGCUCGUAUUGUCCAUGCAGAAACAUCACAUCCUCGACACGCUGCUUAUGCUGGCCAGCAGCGCAGAGACUCCCACUUUCAACGCGUGGAACGCAAUCGCGUCCGAAUGCAUCUUUCACAUUUUCGUCGGAACAAAGGUCAAGGAGAUCGCCGAGCUCGCGCCUUCCAGCCUCCCUUCAAGAUCUGCAGCACCUGCGUCGGCGAGCGGCAGAGGUGCUGAUGCCGAACCUUCCACAUCAAGAACAGCGGCAAGGUCAGCCUCUGCGCUAGCUGAGAGCCUGGCGACCGAGGCCAAGAUGAAGCGGGCAUCCGCCUCCGGCAAGAUCCCGACCCGACACUCUCGCUUCGGCACAACGAUCAACUUUGUCGGGCCUGAUGGCGAGCGUCGCGUGGCACGAAACCAGUCUGCGCUGGUCAAGUCGACGGCGCAGCUUGCAGAGGAGGCGAUGAGCAAAGGGAGACGAAGAGCUCAGAGGCGCAAGGAUGCACAGGAGAGGGGCGCACCGAAGCUCAAGUCAAACUGGACGGCAGACGCGGCCAUCGUUCUGCAGGAGUGGGCCGACACAUUUGUACAGUCUGGGUUUGAGCCUUUGGCCAAGUCGAUCCUAAAGGACAUUCGGUCGGAACGGGACAAGCUGGGAGACUUGGACGUGGCCCGCAUUCGCAUCAUGCAACUUGGUGCAUUCUUCCUCGAAUACUUCCUCUCGCGUCGCGCAACUGCUGCGAAUCGUCGUCAGCCUGCGAAGACCGCGUCACUCGUCCAAUCAGCGCCGACGCAAGGGACGCUCGACCUGCUCGAGCCCGAGCAGCAGCCAGAAUCGGCUGACGCGAGCGAAAAGCAGCCCGAGGAGGCAGAGGAGGAGUGGCCAUUCGAGUUGGUCAGCCAGUGGCUCGAGCCUUGGGCGUUCCGCAUGGUGCUCGUACGUACGAUCCAGGCGCAAGAGUCGAAAGCGUGGCUCGAAUUCGUCGCCUCAGUUCAGCUGUGGAUCGUUCUGCUUCGACUCGUCGACGAGCUCGCCGUCAGCAAGAAGGAAAGCGAGAGGGACGUCGCCGAGGGUCUUCAAGCCGAAUUUUACUAUAUGGGCGAGACCUUGGACGCAUGCCACGCCAUCGUGCGUUCGUACACCACGCAGAGUUUCGCCUUCCUCGACACGAUCAUCACGUUUGCCCACGUCAUGCCCAAGAUGCUCGAGCGCUACGCAUCGAACCGCGACCACAUGUACGUCCAAGCGAAGAAGCAGGUGCGUCGAUCACGACAAGACGGCAAUCUCGACGCCGACGAAGACGAAGCGAGGCAGAUCAAGGAGCAUCUUCAGGAGACCCGGUCCGAACGGGAGUUCCGCUUCGCGGACUUCCAGCGCAAGCUCGCCACCAAGCAGCUCGCCAAAGCCUGCAUCGACUACCUCGCACGCUGGCAGGACUUCGGCGAUAUGGAAGAGCAGCUCACCAAGCUGGUCACGGUCAUGCAUCGGAUCACGAUCAAGGCCAACGACUACCGACAGUUCUUCCUCGCCGGUCACCGCGCAGCGCUUCGCAAGGUGAUCAGCGGCGACGCCAUCAGGAUCCUCGAAGCGCGUGCACCUGCUUCCGCACCCAACCUCAAGAAGCUGAUGGACUACAUCCUGCGCAAGUUCAGCAAAUUGAGUCCCGAUGAGCAGUCGAUCUACGACACGGGUAAGAGGCCACCUCGACAACCUAAGCCUCCUAAGGUGCCUGCUGAGAUCGCCGUUCGACCGGGUAUGACGCCAGAAGAGGAGAUCGGAGUGGCUGUAGGUCUGCUGUUGAAGAAGGAGAAGAUGCAGGCGGUGCUGUGGGUCAAGUCGGCGUUGGAGAUGGCGAGCGCGAUGCGCGCCGAGCUCGUGUUGCAUCAUGAGGAGGAAGAGGCGCAGCGGUCGGUGGAAGGAGGGGGCGACAAGGCGAUGCUGCUGGGCGAACUGGAGAGGCAGAACGAGUCACCGGUGGAACGGUUCCAACCUUACGAAUUAGCGUACCGAGGCAACGACGACCUUCGCACUGAUGCAUCGCUGCUUCCCGAACUCAAGCUGCUCUGCCGUCUCGCAGGUCUUGAAGCGAACGAUGACGAGCUGGUCAAUUGGAGGUGGUCGGUACCCAAAGAGAUCCUUCCCCAUCACCUGGAUGAGAAGAUCGAGGCGAUCGAACGUUUCAUCCGCGAGCCACUGGAUACGCACGGUCGAGAACUCAAUGCGCUCGUCAUGCGUAUUCGCAAGCCACGAGUUGCCGGAGAGGGCGGGACAGACCGUGAUGUGCUGAAUCCGGCCGAUCUCCCGGCUGGCUGGAACGGCGGGCAAAGCGAUUCGGACGAAGAUGGAGACUACUUUGACCGUGUACGUGCCAAUCGAGGUCUGGUCGGCGGCGACGAAGCUGCCGCGGACGGUGGACUGCUUCGAAGCAGUGCGGGGAAGAAAAAGUCGAAGUCGACCUCCAAACGGUCCGGAUCAAAGAAGCAAAAGAGACGCACCGAGCAAGACUUUAUCAACGACAGUGACGACGAAUUCGCCUUCGCCAUGGGUGACAUCGAGAACACGCAAGCACAGUCGCGGGCCGAUGCUGAAGACAACUCCAGCGACGACGAUAACGACCGGAGCGACGAGGACGAGAUGGACGAUAGAGACACUCCUGCGACGAGCUCGGUUGCUGACAUGCAAGAGCAGCAGGACGGGAAAGUGUCGGCGCUCGAAGCGUUGCGAGCUGCAAAACGGAAGCACAGCAAGGUCAAGUCGACGAAAGAACCUCUUCAGGAUGCGAGCCAGCGUACGAAUCGGCAGGUGGACAGGAAUCGACUGUUUUUGGCCGACAGCGAUGAGGAUGAAAUGGACGAGCUGGAGUCGCCAACCAAGCAGACGGGUGAUGCGGAGGCAGCUUCUCCGGGAGCCCGUGUCGGCACCUGGGAUCUCAUGCCGAGCAAGCGCAGUGCCACUUCGCUCUUUGUCGAGGAUGAAGAAGACGAUGACGACUUGCUGGGAUCAGGAUCGCCAGAUGAGUCCGUAAGGGCGUCAGCGGUCAUGGACAAGGUGUUAGCAAGCGGGGUGGCAAAGAGGCGCAGGAUGGCAAUCCUGGAUGACGACGACGAAAACGAUGAUUGA